Molecule: messenger RNA, 6268 nt
Organism: Clupea harengus (Atlantic herring)
Lineage: Eukaryota; Metazoa; Chordata; Actinopteri; Clupeiformes; Clupeidae
Gene: nlk2
Product: nemo-like kinase, type 2
Biological process (GO): protein phosphorylation
Molecular function (GO): MAP kinase activity; ATP binding
Source: RefSeq, a predicted model, not a curated record
ACGGGUACCCAAGAAGCUUCGGUUGCGCGUGUGCUUCCCCAGGUCCUGGCAGCGCCAUCCGGCUGGAGGGAGAGGACUCUGGCACUCUUGUUUUGUCACUGCAAAGGAACAGUGGAUGUUUUUAUUUUUAUUUUCAUUUCCAUUUCCAUUUUUUCUGGAUGUACAUGGGCGCACUGCCAACAGGGACAAAGCAGCAAAGCGGCAAUCCACGACGUCGGUAUCGAUGGAAAAAAUAAGUUGACUGCCCGUGGAAGAAUUUUGUUUUCCUCGUUCCAAGGAAGAGGAGAGCUCAUUUUAUCAAAAUGAUUCGGAUUUCAAGAAUCAAGGGAGUGCGGGAGUAGUGACAUUCAGAGGAAGACAGCGACCCACAUUUUGUGAACACUGCACGAACGUCAAUAUCCUAAACGCCGUAUAUCGAUGGUCACAUUUCCGCGCGACGCUGCUUGAAAAUGUGUUACACGGCAACGUUACAUAGGUAAAGAUUUGUUUGACGAGAGGCUUUUUGCCUGCGUGAAAAGCCAAAUACAAGUAAGCUAGCAAGUGACAAGCUAGCGAGCGUGGCCUGAUUUAGACCCAGCUAACUUCUGCAAACUGAAUGCAGCACUGGCAGUGGGAACAGCGUCGGUGCUGGAUCAGACAAUAUGGCAAACAUGAGGAAAUUGAAAAGAUGAACGCACUGUGUUCUAUGUAAAUGCACAUCGAUUUCCCUUUUCUUUCCAAAAAGGGGGAAAUCAAAUCGAAUUUGGGGUGAGGAGAGUUGCUCGUCACUUCCAACAUGCGGGAGAUUUAAGGCUGUGUAACAUUUAUUUAUUGUGGGGGGAGCGGGAUUUAUUUUUGUGGCAUCAACAUUUUAGCCUGUUCAGUUUAUUCUGUAAAGCAAGCAGAUUCUUCUACAGAAAUUCUUUAAGAAGCUUAAUAUUGCAUUAGUCGUUAGCAUUUUGCACGCAAUAGUAAGGGUCCAUUUUCAGAACUAGGUCAGAUUCGUAGAAUGAUAAACCUGGAGGCUCAGUGAGAGUGGGAUAAUUAUGACAACUGACACAUUUAUUUCCUUCUCAUGUCAGAUACUUUUGCUUUGAUUUUGGUUUUUAUAUCGUUACAUAUGACAGCCAAAUGACAGUUUGAAAACCACUGCCUCUAGCUUGACAAGUCACAUAUCUAGUCUGUUCACCGUGAGAUCUCACUAGGGACCCAUUUUUGCUCCAGUUCUUUUCCUCCCCUUGUUUUUGUUUUGAGUGGAUGGCUCUCUGCGGAACAACGGCAACUAAUGCCGCAAAGAUGAUGGCCGCGUACAACGGUGGUGCCUCAGCAGUGGCGGCACACCACCCGCACCAUCACCACCAACUACCGCACCUUCCACCUCCUCACCUCCACCACCACCACCACCCCGGACAACAUCAUCUGCAGCAUCCUGGCUCGGCCGCCGCCGUCCAUCCCGUUCAACAGCACGCCUCUACGGCUGCGGCAGCCGCGGCCGCUGCUGCGGCGGCGGUGAUGCUGAACCCGAGCCAGCAGCAACCGUACUUUCCCUCGCCAGCUCCUGGACAAGCUCCGGGCCCGGCAGCGGCUGCUGCACCAGCCCAGGUUCAAGCUGCCGCGGCUGUCAAAGCUCACCACCACCACCACCAUCAGCAUUCGCAUCAUUUACAACAACAGCUGGACAUAGAACCAGACAGGCCCAUUGGAUACGGAGCGUUUGGAGUGGUUUGGUCAGUGACAGAUCCAAGAGAUGGCAAACGGGUCGCCCUCAAAAAGAUGCCCAACGUCUUCCAGAACCUUGUUUCCUGCAAGAGGGUCUUCCGCGAGCUGAAGAUGCUCUGUUUCUUCAAGCAUGACAAUGUCCUGUCAGCUCUUGACAUUCUGCAGCCUCCUCAUAUCGACUACUUCGAGGAAAUCUACGUGGUGACAGAGCUGAUGCAGAGCGACCUUCACAAGAUCAUCGUGUCCCCUCAGCCCCUCAGCUCUGACCACGUCAAAGUCUUUCUUUACCAGAUACUGAGAGGGCUGAAGUACCUGCACUCAGCUGGCAUUCUUCAUCGAGACAUUAAGCCUGGGAACCUUCUGGUCAACAGCAACUGUGUCCUUAAGAUCUGCGACUUUGGCCUGGCACGAGUGGAGGAGCUAGACGAGUCUCGUCACAUGACUCAGGAGGUGGUGACGCAGUACUACCGUGCCCCGGAGAUUCUCAUGGGCAGUCGGCACUACUCCAAUGCCAUUGACAUCUGGUCCGUCGGCUGCAUUUUCGCCGAGCUGCUCGGGCGACGAAUCCUCUUCCAGGCACAGAGUCCCAUCCAGCAGCUGGACCUGAUCACAGACCUGCUGGGGACCCCGUCUCUUGAGGCCAUGAGGACUGCGUGUGAGGGGGCCAGAGCGCACAUCCUGCGGGGACCCCACAAACAGCCAUCUCUUCCGGUCCUCUACACACUGUCCAGUCAGGCCACACAUGAAGCCGUUCACCUUCUCUGCAGGAUGCUCGUGUUUGAUCCGUCAAAGCGGAUUUCCGCCAAGGAUGCUCUGGCUCACCCGUACCUGGACGAGGGCCGCCUGCGCUACCACACCUGCAUGUGCAAGUGCUGCUACACCACCUCCACGGGCCGCGUCUACACCAGCGACUUCGAGCCCGUCACCAACCCCAAGUUUGACGACGGCUUUGAGAAGAAUCUGACGUCAGUCAGGCAGGUGAAAGAGAUCAUCCACCAGUUCAUACUGGAGCAGCAGAAGGGAAACCGGGUGCCACUCUGCAUCAACCCCCAGUCUGCCGCUUUCAAAAGCUUCAUCAGCUCCACGGUGGCUCAGCCGUCUGAGAUGCCCCCAUCUCCUCUGGUGUGGGAGUGAAGCCCACUGAAUGCUGGGAAGCUCCAGCCCCCAGGUGGCCACAGCCCCGCCCCAGUGUCCUCCACAUGAACCUCACCCCCACCCCAACCACGAACCCCCUCACUCCGAACUACUGAAGAGGACCAGGCAUCUCCAAGAAAACUACGUAGCAUUUCACUGGAGUCUAGGACUAGCAAAGAAAGAUGUUUUCUGAUCACAUUGUGAACUGUAAUACUAACUGAAGAUGGAUUUUUUUUCCUUUUUUUUUUUGUUUGUUUUCUUUUUUGUUAAUGUACCAACCACUGCUGAUUUAGAGUGUGCUUUUGUUAGAUAUAAUGGGGGACGGAGGGGUAGGGCUCAUGUGUAUUUAAGGUGAGCAUAAAGUUUGUGAAUACUCUCUCACACACACACACACACACACACACACACAUACACAUGCACUAAGGUUUGUAUGUAUGUGUGUGUGUGUGUGUGUGUGUGUGUGUUCACGUGUUUGUGUGUUUAUGGAGCCCCCUGGCCCACCGUGGACAAGAGUGUUACUUGGGCCUGGGGCUCUCUGCCUCCUGUUGAAGGAAACAUGUGGCUGUCGAAGAUCUUAGAGGAAGGAAGAGGAAGAGGAAGAAGAAGUGAUGGAAGAGCAUUCACAUGCGUAGUGUAGAUAAUUCUUUGUUCAUUUGUCUCCAAGAGGUUGGAAGGCUGUUUGUUCUGUUCUGCAGCGAGCAGAAGACACCAGGCUUUCGUCCUCUUUUUCUCUCCUUCUCUCUCUUAUGCCCUCUCACUCUCUCCAACUGUCUUGACUGAAAGGAUGACCUGAAUGUGAUUUUUUUUUUUUUUAAUACUCUCUCAUACUGUGUAAGCAUUAUAAUAAGAAGUUAGGGUAUGUUAGUUUUUUUUUCUAGGUGUUUGCCUUUCACUUUCUAUCUCUUUCAGUCUCCUCCUUGUCCAUUCCUACUUUUGUAGAAACAGUCAGUACUUGAUUUUUGGUUUGUUUGUUUUCCUCCCGUCAGCGUAUUCGAUGAACUCUUAGGUCCGUGUUGAGUCUGUGUUUGCUUAUAACAGCACAUACGGCAGAGCAAUGAGGCUGUGGCCUUGCAGAGAAGCUUGGAAACGGGCAGUUGAGGGCGUCCUGAAAAGAGGUGGGCAUCACCAGAGGUCCCACCUGGAUCAAGUCUUGUGGACAAAACUGAGAGAGAGAGAAGUGUUUUCACAGACUAGGGGGGGGGGGCGGGGGUAGUCCCUUACGUCUCCUGGUUUUGAUCAUGGCUCAUCUGAUAUUUAAAGGUGGGUCCGAGACAGUCUCCAGCGUAUGGUAUAGACCUGAUCGUAGCAGAUUUGGUCAUGCCAGGUCCUUAACUUUUGAGAACAGAGGAGAUGAGCUCGUGCUUGUUGAGCAGUCUCUGUUCAGGAAGAGAUAGGUGAGCGCACAAGAGGAGGGUGCAGUCUCUGUUCAGGAAGAGAUAGGUGAGCGCACAAGAGUAGGGUGCAGUCUCUGUUCAGGAAGAGAUAGGUGAGCGCACAAAAGGAGGGUGCAGCUCGGCCUCUUGGAGUUGGCAGCCGAUGUGAUCACGUGGCGCAUCUGUCUGCUGUAAUGAGGACAGUGACCACAGGCAAACAGGCACAUAGGUAGAAAGAAAGAAAGAAAGAAAAAAAGAAAAAAGUUUAAGUGUCGAGUUGAACAGUAGGGGCAAAUCAGCAGACAUUAGGAAAUGACUGACUUGACACUGAGGCUCAUAGGUGUUGUUAGACCAUUCCUUGAAGAUAUUUAAUUUAUUCCAUGUGUGUGUGUGAGAGCAAAUGGAUAAUGGUGGUGUAUGCAUCCUUGCGUAAAUACCAUGCUAGAGACUUGUAUUAACCUUUGUUCAUUGAUUUGUUCAUUCGCUUGUUCAUCUGCUGAAAUGGACCACCAUAGAGUGGGAGCAGGAGAGAGGACAGAUGUGUUGUAAAAGCUGCCCCCUAGCUUUCAGUCGGCCUGUUUUGUCUCUGCCAGCCCCAGAGAAGGCACUGACGUCCAGUCAGGAGAGAGAGGAGCGCUAAUGUAGGCUUUUCGUUCCCAGGAUAAAACCAGAGGAACAUUCGCACCCCAUUACUCAAACACUGUAUAGCCACACUCUCUUACCUAUCCAUACCCACCUAGAAGCAGGAAAAAAAAGAGAGAAACUAUUUAAUAUAUUUUUAGAUGAUUUUUUAAUUAUUAUUUCUUUUUAAUGUUUCAAUGGCAUGCUCUCAUGACCCACUGAAUAUGUUAUGUAAAUACAUGAGUAGCUACUAGGAUAAAACGGCAGAGAAUUCUACAGUGGAUUAAAAAAAACUUGCAGUACCUAAAAAAAACUGAGGAAGACUCCAACAUUACUGCUGUAUAGAUAGGGAGGCCUGCACAUUUUAGGGCUGUACAUUUUUUUUGUGUGUGUUCCUCUCUCUUCUUUUUUUCUUUUUUUUCUGAGACUCACAUAUAAUUGUAUAUAAUUUUGUUUUCGUUUUCUCUUUUCUUAACUCCCCCUGCAGUAAGAAAGUGUUCAGAGAUAAUCCAAAUUAUUAUUAUUUCUGAUUAACUCAGGCAAAAACACAUAGCCAAUUAUGUUAAUUGUGUAUUGUGUGUACUUCAGAGCUGUGGAUAUGAGUAUCGAAGUAGAAGCCCUCUUUUAUUAUUAUUAUUAAUUUUUAUUAUUGUUAUUAUUAUUAUUAUUAAUUAUUACUAUUAUUUUCUCCUUUAGACAACAAAACACUGAACUAUUUGUGUAUAUGUAUAUAAUGGAUUCACAAUGUUGGUCUCUACCUCUUGAGCUCAAUGACUUGGUUGUUUACCUCCACAUUUUUGAUUUUCUGUGGAGAUUUAAAACUUGAAUGUCCCUUCCAGUUUUUAUAGUCCUACAAGUAAAAAAAACUCCCACUAUGGAAUGAAAGUCAUCAUCAAAAUUCAGAUUACAUUAAGAGGAGGAGGCCCCUUGUAUUCCUAUUUGGAAAAUUACAUACUUAUUCUUGGCCAAGUAUUCUCUGACUGUUAGUUCACAGAAAUCCUAUUUGACGUGUCAACCUUCAGUAAUUGAGGUGAUAGUUUUUGUUCAAAUGAAGUACAAAUACAUGGUAAUGCUUGUAUUUUCAGGGGGAUAUGUAAAAAUGACAACAUGCAAAUGAAAACAAAAGAUACAAUGGUAGUGUGCGGUGUGAGAGACAUCAAAGGGUAAAUAGGUACUACUUCUGUCAGGCAUUUUUAUAAGACAUUUGAAGUUUAUAUUCAGAGGUAAUGGUAUUUCAAUACAUUUUACGAUAUAUAUUAAAGAGAGCUGUUAGUUGCCUGAAAGCUUAUGAUGGUCAAACCGAGGGACUGGGAGACAGAUGAAUUUAAAUCUUCCGUUGGGUUAAAAAAUAAAACCAUGUUUGGUCUCUCAACAAAAAUGUAGAUUUGAAGUACCGUGGUCAAGCUCAUUAAAUGUUGACAUUUAAAAAAAUGACAAAACAA